Cuculus canorus (common cuckoo) is the source of this 4470-nucleotide messenger RNA. RefSeq names its product trafficking regulator of GLUT4 (SLC2A4) 1 (gene TRARG1). The record is from RefSeq and is a predicted model, not a curated record. The transcript has 3 exons. Gene Ontology annotation, cellular component: membrane. NCBI's taxonomy places the organism in Eukaryota, Metazoa, Chordata, Aves, Cuculiformes, Cuculidae. The coding region runs from base 75 to 599 and encodes 174 amino acids.
CCUCCCGCGGGGCGGUGGGCCCCGAGUGCAGAGCAGCGGCGGCGGGGCGAGCUCGGAGCCCGCUCCGCCGGGCCAUGGCGAGCGGCGGCGCCGCGCCCGGGGGCUCGGGCUCGGGCACGGCGCUGCCCACCCGCUUCCAGGAGACCGAGAAGCUGCUGGCGGCCACCGAAAGCCGAGAGGAGAAGGGCCUCCGCGGCUCCAAAUCCUUCACGGCUGCGUUGACCACCGAGGCGGAGCGCAACGGGCACGGGCUCGCCUACAAGUCGGUGUCGGUCGGGCACCUGGAGGCGGCUCCGCUCUCGCCGUCCCGGCUCAGCCUGGGCAGAGCCUCUUCUACGGCCACCAGCACAGCGGCACCGGAUCAGGGCCGCCCACGGGACUACCUGGUGCUCGCCAUGUUCUCCUGCUUCUGCCCCGUCUGGCCCAUCAACAUCGUGGGCCUUGUCUUCUCCAUCAUGUCAAGGAAUAGCGGGCAGCAAGGGGACUUGGAUGGAGCCCGGCGACUCGGCCGCAUGGCCAGGCUGCUCAGCACUGUCUCCAUUGUCCUGGGGACCAUCAUCAUCGUGCUCUACAUUUCACUCAGCUUCAAAGUUUCCUAGAAGACGUUUUAGCAUGCAGAUACCUCGAAGAGGAGGAAGACAACUUCCCUUUUGGGGUUUUUACUUUCGGCCUUGCAACAAAAAAUUGUCACAGUGUAGGUGGGCAGCCCUAGACAGCCUGCUCUGGAGUGCCAUCUGAAGGAAUGCAUGCUUCUACUUCACCGCCUCUUGGAAAUGAGUUUGUACAAGUGAUGGGAUAAAAAAACAUCGCAAGAAUAAAUGGGAAUGAACAUUGGAUGCCGAACAGAGAGGAGAAGGGGGAAAUCCACUACCUCAUUCCCCUCCAGCAAAACUCACGGAGUGGGGAGACAACUAAAGUACAAGAGGAGAAGACAGUUUCAAGAGUGAAGCUUAUUUUAAAAGAAAAUUUAAGGCAAGAACAGGACAUUCUGAGGAACCCUCCUAAGAGUUUUGGCAGAAGUCACUGAAUUUUUGGGAGGUUGUUGGUUUUUAAAUCAUCAAAUUCUUUGUCUCUGUGAAAAAAAACAAAGCUCAAACUGCCAUCAGGAGCUGAGAGCUGUUCCACGGAGGAGGGAGAGCAGAGCUGCAGCAGGACCAUGGCUCUGCUCCGAACAAAACGCAGUUGUAAAAGCUGGAGGAUGUGGUGGGUGCUUUUGUAUUUUUGAUGAAAAAAAAAAAAAGAGACAAUGACCAUUUGCAUGCCUUUGGGAAUGUUCUCCAUGUCUGUUCCUACAAGCUCUUUUAUCAGUUAGGGCAGGUCUCAGAGCUGGCAGAGCAGAAUGUUGCUGCAUGAGAACGCCAGGCUCCUCCUCACCCCAACCCCAUGGUGGGGUUUUUAACGGAAGGAAAAAUAAUGCUUUCGCUGUUAACCAACACAUUUCUCUCUCUGUGCACCCAAAGUGAGGUUAAUAUUUGUGGAGCUGAGAAAAGAGCCUGGUUAAUCUGUAGCAGCAGUACCAAGGCACAGAGAGCCCGUUCUACCUACUUACACAUUUAUGUCAUGUCAUGUCCCUCACAAAAAAAGCUUCCAUGUGAUCCAAGCCCCGCCACUGUCAGUGCUCAUCUCCAUGACCCUUUUGGGCUUAAGCUUACGGACUUCCAGGAGAUUUCCACAGGCACAGAGGAGUUGGAGAUCCCCAGUCCUGCCCCCAAACCUCUCAGACGCUCUUCUGCAUCUCUGAAAAUCUCCAGCAACCCCAGAGCUCGCUGGGGUCAGUUCCACAAGCAGUAUUAUUUUUUAAUGUUUUAUAUUUAACAUAACAAGAAAAUAGACUUCUCUCCUCCUGAUCUGCCUAUAGGUAUCCCAUGCCCUACCAUGUCUUCCACAACACAUGGCUUCUCAGCCGUUUCCCACAGGAUCGGGUCCCAACACGCUCUCUUGACCAUCCAUCCAGCCCCAUCCCUUCUCUCACCCCUGCCCACCCUGUCCUUGCCACGGUUGUUACUGGGGUUGGUCCUCUCUCUGGCCACCCAGACUAUGCAAAGUUUCAUAGCCUAUUAUUUUAUUCAGGAUUUGUAGAUGGCUUCUGGCCGUAUCCACUGGCUCUGUAUUAGCUGAGCCUCUCUCUUUUAUCACAACCUUGAAGGCACAAGUACAUGGCCAAGAGCUACAUCCAGCCUUUCUCUUGUCUCCAGCUGAUAGCCCGGGACCUAGAAAUACGGACUGCACUGAAAAAUCAGGUGUUUCAGGGCAUUUCUGCUCCCCGUCCUCAAUCUCCUGAAAAAAAUACCCCAACCUUAGACCAAAUUUAAUGCUUCCGAGGGCUUGUCUACAUGGAGAAUCGACCACACACCCUAAGAAAAGGCACAACACGGUAACUGCUUGGCACUCACUUCUUCUCUGGAGCAUGUGAGUGGGCAAGUGUGCACGUGAGGGGUCAGCGCAGGGCAGGGGUCCAUUGUAAACCCACGCUGUGGUCCCUCUCUUGUAAUUAAUGGGCAAAGCCAUGGGCUUUGCUGUGGAAAUUCUCUUUGUCAGCUGUUUGACAGCUCCUCUUUAAAGUGUUUUCUUUCACUAAGUUAUAUUUGAAUGCAGGGGCUAAGAAAGCCAAAUCCCUUAGACACACCGUUAGCAUUUUUCUCUACAUUAAAAGGGAUUCCAGAGCAAUAGCACAUCAACACAGCGCCUUCUUGGCCUCCAUUCCCAUCCACCCCUUUGCCAGCACUUUAUUACAAACUGCUGGCUUCUAAAAUGGACCAAAUUUGCAAUCUUUCUUUUGCAGUUCAUUUUUUCGUGAGCUUCAGCAAACAGGAGCCGUUGAGCUGGCUGAGAGCUCCCACCCACAGCUGCUGCCAGGGUGCUCCUUGGCACCAGAUCUCCUCUUCCUGAGCUCAGCAGAAGCUCUCCCUCGGACAUUCAAACUCUUACCUUACGGUUGAUGAAAUUCCAUCAAAUCCCCCAAACACUUCCUUCUUUAAUGCCUGAACACAAAAGCUGCUAGCUGGGAAACACAGUAGUUUUCCUGAGCUAUGGAAGGGCAGUGCUGUCUGCCUGUGCAUCUUCUGCCUUUUGCUCCUCGAGCCACUGAAAUUCAGCUUAUGGGAAGAGCUGAGCAAGCUCUGAGAAGAGACAACAUUCAAGGGAAACUGCUGCACUGAGUUACAGUACUUGAGAGUGGCAAUUAUUUACUAAGUAAGAAUUUAAAUGCUCUUUUAUCAUUAUAUAAAGCCUUUCAUCUAAAGUGCUUUAGCACACUUAAAGGAUUAAACCUUGCCACCCCCUACGAGGUGGGUUAGCGUUACACUGCUCUAAUUGCACGGAUGGUAAAGUUGCUCAGAGUCACGUGCACCACGCAGCUCCAGAAAAAAAAGCUGUUUUCCUUUCUCCUCCUUCAUAGAAUCACGUAUGAACACAGAUUUCCUUUGAAUAUGAUUUUUCCAAAGGGAUCGAGGGAAUCACACACUACACAUCAAAAUUGACUGGGAUACCUGCAAUUGUAGGAACGAGGGGGCUUCACGAGGCAGCUGCAAUGAUCCUUGAAAAGCCCCUGGCUGGGGAAGAAGGGAGCAGCAGAGGUACCAGAUCUCAUCUGAACCUAAGAGAAAGCAGAAGCUUUCCCCCAAAACCCCGCAGUGAUGAUUUGUUGCAAGCACCCAAAUGUGAUUUGUGCCUCCUGCCUUAGCCCACACCCUCAGGCUGCUGAGGCGGCUGCUUCUCCUCUCACUAUUAAGUAUAAUAAAAAAGAAAAACUAAGACACUUAAACACCUUCCAUUUUUAAGCUUCUUUCUGACCAGAUACGAUUGCACUGCUUUGCACUCUUGAAUACUGCUUUUUGGUUCUUAUCUUACACGUAAAUCCAGAGGAAAGCCUCUACAGUCACUCCUGACAAAAUAUUUUCUCUCCUUGUAACGUGGCUGUCCAGACCAGAGAAAUAAACUCCCCAGGGGAAUCUGGAAAGUCUCUUCUCCCUGCUCUCCCACCACUUCUCCAUACAUUUUGCAGCCUUAUAUUUUGCAAAAUUUUGCCACUGGAUCCUUGCUCUCCACUCACAUAGGGUUUUAUCACAGCUCAGCUGCCUGCUUGGCUCCUUUGGGUGCAUGAGUUUGUAUUUGCAAAGGAAAACGUUGCUGAGCCCUCAGCCCUUGACACACCCCUCCCCUGUGAUUGUGUUAUGAGGAGCUAAAUCAUGGCAGAACUUCAUCUUGAGGCCACCAGCAGGCACGGUUCCUCCUUUGGUGUUCAUCUGGGGAAAAAAAAGCAUCCUUCAAGGUUUUCCCCGAUGCAGUGUUCACCUCAGUGCAUCUUGCUUUUCACAUCCAGGCACAAUCACUCCUCUCUUUAACUUUGUUUUUAGCACACAGGAGGGUAAUCACAAAAAGUAUCUCAUGAAAAGACUUUCCCCCUCCAUCCCUACACACAAGCCCCAUUACUUAUGUCACAGCUCUUUGCCACCUGCUGCAGCCUCCUCU